Messenger RNA from Monomorium pharaonis (pharaoh ant), 2955 nucleotides. Its product is annotated as polyadenylate-binding protein 4-like. Gene Ontology annotation, molecular function: RNA binding. The transcript is spliced from 4 exons. The record is from RefSeq and is a predicted model, not a curated record. Gene Ontology annotation, cellular component: ribonucleoprotein complex. Lineage: Eukaryota; Metazoa; Arthropoda; Insecta; Hymenoptera; Formicidae. Bases 612 to 2519 code for a protein of 635 amino acids.
GACUGGGGUAUAUAAGCGCGUGCCGGAAGCCGCGCGAUGCUCUUCUGCCUCAGUAAGAGUAGAGUUGUGGUUCACGUGUGGUUGUGUGCGCUUCCUUUUUCCUGGAAAUAGGCCACACAACCUACGUCCAUUCCGUGAAACUAACUCUCCUAGAAAAAAAUCAAAAAAAAGUAAAAAAUCUUCGUAAAAAACGUAUACAAAAAAAUCGCAAAAUCGUAGGCGAAAACUGUCGUAACCUCGGGUAACAACGUGGUGAUAAAAAAAAAAAAAAAGAAAAAAAGAAAAAGAAGGAAGUGAGUACGAGCCAGUGAGCCGACGUCGUUAAGAGAAACAGACGGAAGGCUCAUUUACCUAAUAGGCACGCCAAAAAAAAAAACAAAAAAAAAAGGAAUUGCCACCCAGAACACGCACGAGGUAAAAGCGGAAGAAGACAUAAAAGAGGGAAGUGGGCGCGAAACGUGUGCUAGCGACAAAGCACGAGCUCAGGUUCUUGGAGGACGGGCCAUAUUGCGAGGUAGAUUAGAAGUGGUUAAGCAAGAUCGUCGUAGCUAAGGGAGGAACUCGUCAUUCUGCCUUUAUUUCCCCCGACGUGACAUUGAUACGUCGCAAUCAUGAAUCCUGGAGCGCCCAACUACCCCAUGGCCUCGCUCUACGUGGGUGACCUACACACCGACAUCACCGAGGCGAUGCUGUUCGAGAAGUUCUCGUCAGCCGGACCCGUGCUGUCGAUCCGCGUAUGUCGCGACAUGAUCACUCGUCGCUCGCUCGGCUACGCAUAUGUCAACUUCCAGCAACCGGCUGAUGCCGAACGCGCCCUUGAUACCAUGAAUUUCGACAUGAUAAAAGGGCGGCCUAUUCGAAUCAUGUGGUCUCAGCGCGAUCCCUCCUUACGCAAAUCGGGCGUUGGAAAUGUAUUUAUUAAGAACUUAGACAAAAAUAUAGACAAUAAAGCGAUGUAUGAUACAUUUUCCGCGUUCGGUAACAUAUUAAGCUGUAAAGUUGCGCAAGACGAAUCGGGCGCGUCAAAGGGUUAUGGCUUUGUACAUUUUGAAACGGAAGAAGCGGCUAACAAAUCUAUCGACAAGGUCAACGGGAUGUUGCUUAAUGGCAAGAAGGUAUACGUUGGCAAAUUCAUCCCGCGUAAGGAACGUGAGAAAGAGUUGGGCGAGAAAGCCAAACUGUUCACGAACGUCUACGUGAAAAAUUUCGGCGAGGAUAUGACCGAGGACAAGUUGAAAGACAUGUUCGAGAAGUACGGGACCAUUACAAGCCACAAAGUGAUGAGCAAGGACGAUGGCAAGUCACGUGGUUUCGGAUUUGUCGCAUUCGAGGACCCGGACGCUGCCGAACAGGCGGUGAUGGAAUUGAACGGCAAGGAGAUCGCCGAAGGCAAGUGCAUGUACGUCGGACGAGCUCAGAAGAAAGCCGAGCGCCAACAGGAGCUUAAACGGAAGUUCGAGCAGCUGAAGAUUGAGCGACUGAAUCGGUACCAAGGCGUGAAUUUAUAUGUGAAGAACCUAGACGAUACGAUCGACGAUGAACGUCUGCGUAAAGAAUUUACGCCAUUUGGAACAAUUACGUCCGCAAAGGUGAUGAUGGAGGAAGGACGUAGCAAGGGUUUCGGUUUCGUGUGCUUCUCACAACCGGAGGAAGCCACAAAGGCAGUUACCGAAAUGAACGGACGUAUCGUAGGUUCCAAACCCCUUUAUGUCGCUCUAGCGCAACGCAAGGAGGAUCGUAAAGCGCAUCUCGCCUCGCAGUAUAUGCAACGCAUGGCGAACGUGCGCAUGCAGCAAAUGGGUCAGAUAUUCCAACCCAGUAAUGCCGGUAGUUACUUUGUGCCUACGCUGCCGCAGCCACAGCGAUUCUACGGACCUGCUCAGAUGGCGCAAAUUCGCGCGACUCCACGCUGGCCGGCACAACCAAACCAAGUACGACCGAACGCCCAGACUGGCACCUCCGGGUUCGCGUCUAUGCCAGCUGCACCGUUCCGAGCGGCGCCACGUGCUCCUACCGCGCAGGCUGGUGCCUUGCGUAACAGUAUGUCCGCCCGACCUAUUACAGGUCAACAAGCGGUUGCUGGCGCUAACAUGCAGGCUCGUUCAAUGGCAGGACCCGCUGUUGGUGUCUCGCCCGGUCAGAGCCGUCCGCCGAAUUACAAGUACACCGCAAACAUGCGCAAUCCGCCGCAAGCGACCAUGGCUCUACCCGCACCGAGUGGUCCUUCUGUGCAGCAGGCGGUUCACAUACAGGGUCAAGAACCGCUCACCGCCUCGAUGCUAGCCGCGGCGCCGCCACAGGAGCAAAAGCAAAUGUUAGGCGAACGGUUAUUCCCUCUAAUCCAAUGCAUGUAUCCACAACUGACCGGUAAGAUCACCGGUAUGUUACUGGAGAUCGACAACAGCGAACUACUUCAUAUGCUUGAACACAGCGAGUCCUUGAAAGCCAAAGUCGAGGAAGCCGUAGCCGUAUUACAGGCUCAUCAAGCCAAACAAGCGGUCGCGCCGAAAAAGGAAUAAGCAAUUGCAUCGAUUAUCUUUAUUUAUAAUUUGUGAGAAUAAAUUUCGACUGUUUUGAAUUUGAUUGGAUAUAUACGCAAUGUUAUCCUUUCGUUAUUUAAUUUUUAUUUUUCUGAAUUUACGCAAUUUAAAAUCAUCUAAUGUUGUUUAUGUGAUAAAUUUACUUUCAAAGACGUAACCGGCGGCUUCAGAAUGAUUGCUGCUUGGGAAGAUACGUGAACGUAUGCUCUUUAUGCGAACCUAUGCUCACAAUGUAAAGUUUUAGGGAGGAAAACCUCUUCAUUAAGAUAAAUCUGAAUACGGAGAGUUGCGGAUAUUUGCAAGGAAACAAUGGGACUAAGUUCGCUUAGCAAGAGUAAUCUUUGCUUACCGAGAAAACCAAAAUGUAAAGGAUUUCCAAUCCUAAAAUUUUACAAUAAAUUUUUCUUUCAAAAUA